ACGAACGUCUGCGACUUUCAAGUCCGAAGUUCGCAAGGUUCCGAGCGCGCGCACGGCGGGGGCGCGCACGGGACGCAAGGACGGAACCCAAGACCGCAGCGGAGUUUGGACUUUGACCUGCGCGACCGGAAUGAUUGACGCGCGCGCGACCAGUCCCCGGGAUGAAGACAAACAUGGCGAACUUCAACGAGGGUGAGCGCGUUUGGCUGCGUGAAGACAAUCAGAACCUUCCCACCACCGUGUCCUCCUGCUCGGGCGGCGUCGUCGUCUUCACCAGCGACUACGGACAGGUGUACACGUGCAAGCAGAAUGCGCUGACGCAUCAGAAGUUUCAGGCCAUGCACGGCAGCAGCGUGUCGGGCGUGGAGGACAUGGCGGCGCUGGAGGAGCUACACGACGGCGCCAUCAUGCACAACCUUUUCCUACGAUACCGCCGAAGACUCAUCUACACGUAUAUCGGGUCCAUCCUGGCGGCGGUGAACCCGUACCAGCCGCUGGCCGGCUUGUACGAGCGAGCCGCCGUGGAACUGUACAGUCGCCACCACCUGGGCCAGAUCCCGCCGCACAUCUUCGCCGUGGCCAACGAGUGCUACCGCGCGCUGUGGAGGAGGCCGCGCAACACCUGCGUGCUCAUCAGCGGCGAGAGUGGCGCCGGGAAGACGGAAAGCACCAAACUGAUCCUGAAGUUCCUGUCGGCCAUGAGCCAACAUUCUCUGGAAGUGUCGUGCACGGAGAGGACGUCGUCGCAUGUGGAGGAGGCGCUACUUGAGAGCGGCCCCAUCAUGGAGGCGUUCGGUAACGCCAAAACGGUGUACAACAACAACUCCAGCCGCUUCGGGAAGUUCGUGCAGCUGCAUUUCAACCAGAAGGGAAACAUCCAGGGAGGGCGCAUCGUCGACUACCUCCUCGAGAAGAACCGAGUCGUCCGACAGAACGAAGGCGAGAGGAACUACCACAUCUUCUACGCGCUGUUAGCCGGCACCGACAACCAGCAGAGGGAGUCUUUGGGUCUGAGCCCGUCUUCCGCUUUUAACUACUUGACCCGCUGCAGCGGUCCCACCGACAACACGAUCAACGACAAAAGCACUUUUCAAGAUGUUCUGAAUGCCAUGCGGACGAUGCAGUUCACGGAGGAGAACGUCGGCGAAAUCCUGCGCCUCCUGGCGGGAAUUCUGCACGCCGGCAACAUCGAGUUCAUGACGGCCGGCGGGGCGCAGAUCACGUCCAAGUCUGCUCUGAGUCGGACGGCGGAGCUUCUGGGCCUGAACCCGGAUCAGCUGGCCGAGGUUCUGACCCACAGGUCCAUGAUCCUCAGGGGCGAGGAGAUCUCCACCCCGCUCACGGUGGAGCAGGCGGUGGACUCCAGAGACUCCAUGGCCAUGGCGCUUUAUUCGCAAUGUUUCAACUGGAUCAUCCGCAAAGUCAACGGUCGCAUUCGAGGAAAAGACGACUUCAAGUCCAUCAGCAUCCUCGACAUCUUUGGCUUUGAAAACUUUCAGGUGAACCACUUUGAGCAGUUCAACAUCAACUAUGCAAACGAGAAGCUUCAGGAAUAUUUCAACAAGCACAUUUUCUCCCUGGAGCAGCUCGAGUACAACAAGGAAGGUCUGGUGUGGGCCAACAUCGACUGGAUGGACAACGGCGAGUGUUUGGACCUGAUAGAGAAGAAACUGGGCCUGCUGGCUCUGAUGAACGAGGAGAGUCACUUCCCCAAAGCCACCGACGGCACCCUGCUGGAGAAACUGCACAGUCAGCACUCGAAAAAUCCAUUUUACGUGAAGCCCCGCGUUGCCGUUCACUACUUUGGAGUUAAACACUACGCAGGAGAGGUGGUGUACGACGUCCGGGGAACGCUGGAGAAGAACAGAGACACUUUCAGAGACGACGUCCUCAACAUGCUCAGGGACAGCCGGUUGGAUUUCGUCUACGACCUUUUUGAACACGUGCUGAGUCGCAACAAGCAGGACACGCUCAAGGGCAGCUGCAAGCACCGAAGACCAACGGUCAGCUCGCACUUCAAGGACUCGUUGCACUCGCUGAUGGCAACGCUCAGCACAUCCAACCCUUUCUUCAUACGAUGCAUCAAACCAAACACACACAAGAUGCCUGACCACUUCGACCCGGCCGUGGUUCUGAACCAGCUGAGGUAUUCUGGCAUACUGGAGACGGUCAAGAUCCGACGCGCCGGCUUUCCCAUCCGGAGACCGUUCCAGGAGUUCUGCUGCCGAUACAAAGUUCUGAUGCGUGACGUGCUGACGGCGGGCGACGACAGGGGGCGCUGCGCGGAGCUGCUGCGACGCUUCGACAACAGCGCCGCCCGGUGGCAGAUGGGGAAAACCAAGGUGUUCCUCAGGGAAUGUCUCGAGCAUCGUCUGGAGAAGCAGCGCGACGUGGAGGUGCUGGGAGCCGCCAUGAUCAUCCGGGCGCACGUCAGCGGCUACGUCGCCAGGAAGCAGUACCGGAGGCUGCUGCGCUGCGUGCUGCUCAUCCAGAAGAACUUCCGCGCCUUUUACUGGCGCAGGAAGUUCCUGCUGCUGCGCCGGGCGGCGCUCACGCUGCAGACGCGCCUGCGAGGACAGCUAGCGCGUCGCGCGGUCGCGUGCAUGCUCGACAAGAGGAGGGAGGAGGAGGAAGAGGAGCAGCGAAGGAGGAACAGGGAGAGACGCCGGCAGGAAGAGGAACAGCUCGCUGAGGAGGCGUCCAGGAGGCGCAAGGAGCAGCGUCGAGCCAAAGACCCGACGGCUCUCCUUCCGGUUCGGCCUCAGCUGGCCCAAGACGACGAUUCAGCGCCACCCGACGGCUUGAAGAAUUCAGCACAGACCUCGGACGGGUUUGAGGUGUCUUCGUGCACCUCGGACGAGUCUUCGGCUAAAGAGGACGACGAAGCCGUCCGACCUCAGGAGGCGUCCCAGGUCGAGGAGAUCCUGCGUCUGGAGCGGGAGAUCCAGUGGCUUCAGAUGAAGAAGGAGCGCCAGGAGCUGUCCCUGACGGAGGCGUCGCUGCUGCGCCUUCAGGAGCUGCGCGACCAGGAGCUCGCGCGUCUGGAGGACGAGGCCUGCGAGGCGGCGCAGAACUUCCUGCGCUCGCUCAACUUCGACGAGAUCGACGAGUGCGUCAGGAACAUCGAGAGCUCGCUGAGCGUGGACGACGAGAAGGAGGACGGGCGGCGGCCGGGCGCGGGCGACGAGGAGGAGGAAGCGGACGAGGGCUUCGGGGCGGACGACGAGGCGUUCAAGGACUCGCCCGACCCCAGCGAACACGGACACUCGGAGGGCCAGCGCACCAGCGGCAUCCGGACCAGCGACGACUCCUCCGAGGAGGACCCGUACGCCAACGACGCCGUUGUCCCGGCCCUGCCGCCCGCCGCCGUGCUCCCGCAGGCGCCGCCGUUCGCCGCCGGCCCGGCCGAGGGCCCUUGUGAGCUCAUCCCCCCGGACGAGGACUCGGACUACGACCGCGACGACUACGACGGGGGCGCCGUCGCGUCCGGCGGCGGCGGGGCCUUCUCCGACCCUCGCGGCGAGCAGCGGUCGCCCGACUACCGCGGCUCCUCCGGAACCUUCAACAGCUCCGGGGCGUACCGCUUCGGCUCGGAGGGGGCGCAGUCCUCGUUCGAGGACAGCGAGGACGACUUUGACAGAUUCGACACGGACGACGAGCUGUCGUACCGCCGAGAUUCCGUCUACAGCUGCGUCGCGCUGCCCUACUUCCACAGCUUCCUGCACAUCAAAGGCGGCCUGCUGAACUCGUGGAAGCGGCGCUGGUGCGUGCUGAAGGACGAGACGUUCCUGUGGUUCCGCGCCAAGCAGGACGCGCUGAAGCAAGGCUGGCUGCACAAGAAGGGCGGCGGCUCGUCCACGCUGUCGCGCAGGAACUGGAAGCGCCGCUGGUUCGUCCUCCGCCACAGCAAACUCACGUACUUCGACAACGACGGCGAGGACAAACUCAAGGGAGCGCUGGACGUGCGCGCCGCCAAGGAAGUGAUCGACAACGCCGACAAGGAAAACGGCAUCGACAUCGUCAUGCCCGAGAGAACGUACCACCUGGUGGCGGAGACGGCCGAGGACGCCAGCGAGUGGUUCAGCGUGCUGAGUCAGGUGCGCAACUCCACGGAGCAGGAAAUCGGCGAGAUGCACGACGAGCAGGCCAACCCGCAGAACGCCGUGGGGACGCUGGACGUGGGCACGAUCGACUCGGCGUGCGCGUCGGACAAUCCGGAGAGGCCCGACUCCUUUGUCAUCAUCACGGCCAACCGGGUGCUGCACUGCAACGCCGACACGCCCGAGGAGAUGCACCACUGGAUCGCGCUGCUGCAGCGAUGCAAGGGCGACGCCCGCGUCGACGGCCAGGAGUUCAUCAUACGAGGUUGGCUGCACAAGGAGGCGAAGAGCGGCGGCAGCGGCAAAACGCUGCCGCCGAAGCUGAAGAAGCGCUGGUUCCUGCUGACGCACAACUCGCUGGACUACUACAAGAGCUCAGAGCGCGGCGCCCUCAAGCUGGGCACGCUGGUGCUCAACAGUUUGUGCUCCGUGGCGCCGCCCGACGACAGGGUCUUCAAAGACACCGGCUACUGGAACGUGAUCGUGUACGGCCGCAAGCACUCGUACCGCCUCUACUGCAAACUCCUGAACGAGGCCGCCCGCUGGGCCGCCGCCGUCCAGAACGUCAUCCACGCCAAAGCGCCCGUCGACACGCCCACGCAGCGCCUCGUGCUACGCGUCAAGGAGAACAGUCUGAACUCGGAGGUGGUGGAUCAGAUCUACGAGCGGAACCCCAUCCUGCGCUACAGCCGCCACCCGCUGCGCUCGCCGCUCCUGCCGCUGCCCUACGGAGACGUCCACCUCGCCGGGCAGAGGAGCGAGACGUACGGCGGCCUGCGGGAGGAGGCGCUGAAGGCCUUCGAGCGGCUGCGGCGGCUGGAGGGCGCGGACGACCCGGCGCCCGUCAUCCAGGACGUCCUGCGGGCGGGCCACGAGCUGCGAGCCCUCCGGGACGAGCUCUACUGCCAGCUGGUCAAGCAGACCGUGCGCCCGCCUCUGUGCGACGGCCCGGGCGAGCUGGCCCGCUGGAGCGCGCUGGCGUGCGCCGCCUGCGCCUUCCUGCCCACCAGGAGCGUCCUGGCGUACGUCAAACUCCACCUUAAGAGGACCCGAGAGGCGUUCCCCGGCACGGAGCUGGAGCGCUAUGCCGCCUUCGCCCUGGAUGCGCUGAAGAAGACGCGCAGGCGGGAGAACGUCCCGUCGCGGGAGGAGAUCCGGGCGGUGGUGGCUCGGCGGGAAAUGAGCACCACGGUGCACUGUCACGGCGGGGGCCGCUGCCAGAUCACCUUCGACUCGCACACCGCCGCCGGAGAGGUGGUGGAGAAGCUGGUGCGUGGUCUGGCCAUGGAGCACAGCAGGAACAUGUUUGCUCUCUUCGAGCACAACGACGACGGCGCGGCAGUGGCGGAGGAGAAAGCCAUCGAGAGUCGCACCGUUGUCGCCGACGUGCUCGCCAAGUUUGAAAAAUUGUCUUCCAGUCCAGAAGGGGGCAGCACAGGCUGGAAGUUCUAUUUCAAACUUUACUGCUUCUUGGACGUGGACAAUGUUCCCCAAGACAGUGUGGAGUUUGCCUUCAUGUUUGAACAGGCCCACGAGGCGGUGAUCCGCGGUCAGUAUCCGGCUCCAGAGGAGACUCUUCGGUUUCUGUCGGCGUUGCGGCUUCAGUACCUUCUGGGAGACCGAAGCCCGCGGACCGCCGUGCCGGAAAUGUCGCAGGUGUUCCCCGUGGCUCGCCUGCGGCCCCGCGCGCCGGGCGAGCGCUCGGGGGCGUCGGAGCGCAAGCGUACCGGGUUCCUGGAGGGCACGCUGAGGCGCAGUUUCCGCCGGGAGCCAGACGGCGGCCCGGAGGUCACGACGACGGACGAGGCGGCGGCCGUCCGCGCCGGCGUCCUGGACAAGUGGAGCGAGCUGCGCGGCGUCACUCGGGACCGGGCCAUGCGCCAGUACAUGGCGCUGGUCAGGGAGUGGCCUGGGUACGGGUCCACGCUCUUCAACGUGGAGUGUCGGGACGGAACGUUCCCGUGCGAGCUGUGGCUGGGCGUGAGUCGGCACGCCGUCUCGGUGUACAAGCGCGGCGAGCCGUGGCCUCUGGAGGUUUUCCCCUACGAGCUCGUCCGCUCUUUCGGCGCACCGCUCGCCAACACCUACAAGAUCGCGGUGGACGGCCGUCAGCUCGUCUUCCAAACGCUAAUGGUGAUGGACAUCGCCAAGCUGAUGAAGGCGUAUGUCAGCAUGAUGGUGAAGAAGCGCUACAGCAACUGUCAGUCGCUCAGCAGCCGCGGCAGCCAUUGCGGCACCUGGUGAGCCCCGCACGCUUCCGGUCCCGAUUCCGGGCCCGAUUGCGAUUCCAGUCCCGCUUGGAUUCCAUUCCGACCGGCACGCUUGUUCCAGAAGAUUGCCGGUGCUCGGCCCAUUUCCAGUUUUACGCCGUGGCCGAGACGAGACUUUUGAAACCAGCCUCCGCGCCAGUAGUGGGCGGCGUCACUUUUUCAACAUCAACUUCUGGUCAAGAAAAAACUAUUUGUCUGUCAUCUUGGAACUUUAUUAUGAGCACUAAAAGAGCGACUUUUAAAUGAAUGUAAAACAAAAGAUGUAAAUAAGCCGUUGUUGUCUUAAACAUUUCAAGUUUGUUGUUGUGUUCUGAUUGGCUAACCGAGCAAAGGAAGGCCACACAAGUGGCUGAAGAAAAAAAACAACCACCGCCACCACCGCGGUACCCGUGUGGUCCAUUUCAAGUUACAUUCCAUUUUAAGUGGGUUCAUACGGCAACAUCAUCAAAGCACUUGCCACUCCACGGUGACAUGCUAAUGCUAGCGGCGUUAGCUGCUUUAGAGACCCUAACCCAUAAAAUGAUUUUUAUUUUUUUGGAGAAUUUAUUUGUAUUUUUUUUUUUUAAUGAAAUGAGAGUACUUCCUUUUACAAACUCGGUAAAACGGUGGACGACUGGUUAGCACAUCUGCCUCAGAGUUCUGAGGUUGCCGGUUCAAAUCCGGCCUCUCCUGUGUGGAGUUUGCAUGUUCUCUCCGUACCCGUGUGGGUUUUCUCCGGGUACUCGGGUUUCCUCCCACAUCCCAAAAACAUGCAUGCAAGGUUAAUUGAAGACUCUACAUUACCCGUAGCUGCGAAUGUGAGAGCUACACUCGGCUGCGACGGACAACCCUGCUCCUAUUAGUCCAUUAAAUCGAAAAGCAAUUUAAGGAUUGAUUCCGGAAAGGACAUCUUCAUUCUGUGGGGUGGGGUGGGGGGGGGGCAAUAGGGUUAUGUUAUCAAAAAUGAACUUUUUGUUGAAAAACUGAUUUUUUCUUCAUUUGAGGACGUCAUAUUUUUGUGAUAUGAUGUCACAAUCAUAUCCGAGCUGGUAGUUGCUCAAAUUGAAAAAGUCAGGACGAGUCUGAACGUUUUUCCUCAUACGCAAGCAAGCAAGAUUUUAUGUAAGAUCAUUCUUUGCAGAUUAUUUUGUAUUUCCGAGAAGCAGGCCUAUCAACCUAUCAAAGUUGACCAAAUGUUCGUCUUUUUUCCAAAUUUUGAAUAAAGAUGUCAGGAUGUCGCUGUGGUUGCACGCUGUAAAAGCUCACCACGCGCUAGUUGAGUUUUUGGUUUUGUUUUAAGUGUAGCAUUCGUAAGACUCCGCCACCACGUCAGCCAUCCAAAGACGCACACGCACGCAAACGAGUGCCUUCUUUGCUGUACAUUUUUUGGAUGUUUGUGUGCAAUGUUUCUCGAAAUGUAUAUUCUCCGAUGACGGCUGUACAUUUUUGUACUGCUUCAGCUUGAUGGCCAUAUGGGUCCUCCAGCUGCUUUUGUUCUUGUUCCGCUCUCAGAGGACCAUUUUGACAAUAAACAUUCUUCUUGUUAA
This is a messenger RNA of Phycodurus eques (leafy seadragon), 7896 nucleotides long. RefSeq names its product myosin X (gene myo10). Bases 162 to 6344 code for a protein of 2060 amino acids. Lineage: Eukaryota; Metazoa; Chordata; Actinopteri; Syngnathiformes; Syngnathidae. Gene Ontology annotation, molecular function: ATP binding; cytoskeletal motor activity; protein binding. The transcript has 41 exons. The record is from RefSeq and is a predicted model, not a curated record. Gene Ontology annotation, cellular component: cytoskeleton; myosin complex.